Owenia fusiformis is the source of this 2238-nucleotide messenger RNA. Lineage: Eukaryota; Metazoa; Annelida; Polychaeta; Sabellida; Oweniidae. The record is from the annotation of a GenBank genome assembly.
AGCUCACAAAUGUUAUUGCGCAUGUUACUGCGCAGACUGUCAAUGUCAAGGUAUCUGUUGACAAGAGGCAUGCGAAAAAAGGGGAUGUUUACCGUGACAAUAUUAGUCAUAUUCUUAUAUUAUGUGAUUCGCUAUAUGUUCCCCGUGAUGCUAGAGGAACUCCAAUAUACCGAAGGAAUCGAAAAGGAUGCUUUACGAACACUACAUGCAACUAAAUCUGUUUUGAUUAAAGAUGGUCUCGAAAAAAGAAAUCUACUUUCGAUGAUGACCUCGAGUAGGCCACAACCGUCUGCUCCAAAUCCUCUUACGAUUUGGUACCAAAUACCAGGCACGACAGCAAUUUUGUAUUCAGCGUAUUUUGACAAUAGACCACUGGGUGCCCAAACUUCAGAUGGACCAAUCAUACGUAUCCUAGGCAUCGGGAAGAUAAAUCUUCCAAAUGAGAGGACCUUUACACAAAAACUGUUUUGCAGGGUGUCUUACUCAAACAAACAAGAUGUGUGUCUGUCUAAAGAAGUGACUAAGAUAUUCAUGAACCGGAAACCGAAUUAUAACAAUGCACAAAUGAAACACCAUGAUCUUUACUUCAUUUGUCAUUUGCCGGUUUCCGUUGUUUUUAGCCAACCAACUAAAGUCAGCCUAUCUACUGACCGUUCCUGCACAUCUUCAUAUAGUUAUCCUCUUCCCAUACGGAAAUUAAGCACCUUCAGCUUGACACCUAAGCUAGAGUUUGGUGUCUGUAUUCAAAAGGCAAUUUACCAGAUUAAUCAAUAUCACUUAGUUGCAUUCAUUGAGAUGACACGACUUCUCGGGGCCAGUUUCGUUGCCAUAUAUGAUGAAAGCCUUAAUGAGACUGACAUACGAUUGUUAAAUGAAUACAUCAAAGAUGGGUUCGUUCGAUUGAAACGCUUUAGACUAGGGGAUAUAGGCAUCAAGGACAUACCAUGGCAUGGUCAACAUAUCGUCAUGAAUGACUGUCUUUACAGUAACAUGGCAAGCACAAAAUAUCUUGUAUACAUUGACCUUGACGAAAUGAUUACUCCUCAUCAAGCAAUCAAUUGGCCCGCCAUGAUUAAACAACUGAAUAAAUCAAAAACUAUAGCCACAUAUUCAUUUAGAAACAGUUUCUUCGUACCUACGAGAAAAAAGAUCCGAGUAAAUUCGCUGAAUGGCUCCGUCUACUUAACCCAUUUACUCAGGACCCCUCCUACACCUGGUAACCACAAACGUACUAAAUACAUAACAGAGGCACAUUCAACCGUUACUGUAGGAGUCCAUGUCGUUUGGGAACAAUUGCCCGGAUAUGGCGGAUAUCUUGUUUCUCCAGAAAUUGGUCUCAUGCAUCACUAUAAAUAUGUUGGUAAUAGAUAUGUGGCAACCGGUUCCAUAUUUACAGAAGAUAAUACAAUGUUGAAAUAUAAAGACGUUCUGAACAAGGCAAUACAAGAAAACAUUCAGAACAUUCGAAAAGCAAACACAACAACCUCUAAGCUAGACUACAUGUAAGUUCUAGCCGGUCUUAAUAUUCCUUGUUAACAUUUAUUGUUGAGUUAUCAAAGAUAACGACAAAUUGUGGCCAUUUUGAUAAAUAGCGGCCAUCUUGAAAAUUUCUUGAGCAGAGCUAUCAUUUAUUUAACCAUCAGCACAUAAAAUUUGAACCAAAAAAUCCGUCCACUGGUAUUUGAUUUACAAGAAAGAUUUUGAAAUUCAGCUGUCAUCUUGAAAGUUUCUUCUCCACCAGAGCAUAUAGAAUUUGAACCAAAUCCAUCCACUGGUAAUUACAAUUAUCAAAGAUUACGUUUUUGACAAAAAUGGCAGCCAUUUUGAAAUUCAGCUGCAAUCUUAGCAAAACUCCUUUGUCCCUAAGCAUAAGCAUAUAAAGAGCCAAAUACCUCAUCUAGUAUUUGAGUUAUUAACGAUUACAUUUUUAUGGAAAAUGGUGGUCAUUUUGAAUUGAACGGCCAUAUUUGAAAAUUUCUUCUAGAGCAGAGGCCCUACACCCAUAAGAUAUAAGCCUGAUCAAAUCUGUCAACCGAUAUUUGAGCUAUCGCCCGGACGGACGGACUCGUUCGGUGAGAAAUCAAAGGACUAUAUAUGAGACUGAACAAGUGAAUUAAACAAUUUAUCUUAAUUGAUUGACAUUGGGGUAGGUGCCUCACAAAGAGGGCAUAUACUCGUGGUCAAUGAAUAAUAAGCAGAUACAUGAUAUAAAAUAUUAUGAGACACGCAUUGUAGGAU